CAAAACCCAUCCGCAGUGCGGAAAGGAUUCGGUUAUCUUCAGAUUUCCGUUCCGGGAUGAUGGCCCCAUCACCUUCGAAAAGUUCCAAAACACAACAUCCCGCCUUUCUCAUAACAACGGAUUCGGUGGACUCCAGUCCCGUUCCUUCAAGCCCUCCAAGCACAGAUGCUCCAAAGUCGCAGUGCUCUUCGUUAUCGGACGGCGAAUCGUUCGAGUGUUACGGUGACAUAUCGAUUUCCGAAGCCGGGGGAGUUGAUUUAGAAUUAGCACCGCACUUGAACUCCACCACUAUCGGCGAAAGCAAUAGAAUGAAUACAUCCGACAGAAACAGCAACACAGGCGGAAUCAACAGACAUUCGUGGAGCCGUACCAGCUUGCGUGGUGCGCCUAAAAGCCAAAACGAGAAUUUGCCGAACAGACGCUGGGGCUCCAUGAGGCAGUAA
This is a messenger RNA of Anopheles bellator, 443 nucleotides long. RefSeq lists its product as uncharacterized. The transcript is spliced from 5 exons. Bases 57 to 443 code for a protein of 128 amino acids. Lineage: Eukaryota; Metazoa; Arthropoda; Insecta; Diptera; Culicidae. The record is from RefSeq and is a predicted model, not a curated record.